CUGCACCUUCUUCAGCUUUUUACAAACACUAAUAAGGACUAUCCAAAUGGAGGACCAAGACCGCUUCUCUGCAAUUUUCCGUCUCCAUCUCCAUCUCCGUCUUGACUCCUCUCUUCUUGCUUCUUCUCGCUGUUCCUCUCCUUCCUCCCAAUUUCUCAACCAUAUUGCGAUGAAUUCCUAUUCUUAAAGCUCUCUUUGCUCUCAAGAUCUCGUUCCUAUAAAUGACAACUACCUAUCCCAUUCGCUGAUGCGGUCUGGAACCCUAGAUCCCCGAACACUAAAUCCUAUUUCACUACCUAAUCCGGCCAAAAAGGUUUACCAUUCUCCAAUCAGCUAAACCCCUAUAUUUCUCUUCAAAUGAAGCAAUCUUCUCCUUGCCAACCUCCUGCAUCUUCGUCAAAACCUUCUUCGGUUCUCCCUUACAAGACCUCGAAUCUUCGAGACCACUACAAGAUUGGUCGGAAGCUUGGUCAGGGCCAAUUCGGUACUACUUACCUUUGCGUGGAUAAGUCCAAUGGCAAGGAGUACGCCUGCAAGUCGAUUCCCAAGCGGAAGCUGCUCUGCAGAGAGGACUAUGAGGAUGUUUGGCGUGAGAUCCAGAUCAUGCACCAUCUAUCGGAGCAUCCUAAUGUGGUGAGGAUCAAGGGGACGUAUGAGGACUUGCUCUUUGUGCAUUUGGUCAUGGAGUUAUGCGCCGGCGGCGAGUUGUUCGAUAGGAUUAUACAAAAGGGUCAUUACAGCGAGCGGAAGGCUGCGCAGCUCAUCAAGACAAUCGUUGCGGUCGUUGAGGCUUGUCAUUCGUUGGGCGUGAUGCAUCGGGACCUCAAGCCAGAAAAUUUUUUGUUCUCGAAUGCAGACGAGGAUGCAACGCUUAAGGCAACGGAUUUUGGCCUCUCUGUAUUCUAUAAGCCAGGUGAAAUGCUAUCUGAUGUAGUGGGAAGCCCCUACUAUGUUGCACCUGAAGUUCUACGUAAAUAUUAUAGUCUAGAAGCAGAUGUGUGGAGUGCUGGAGUGAUAUUGUAUAUUUUACUCUGCGGCGUUCCACCUUUUUGGGCAGAAACUGAAGCGGGGAUCUUCAAGCAGAUUUUACAAGGGCAUCUGGAUUUUGAAUCUGAACCAUGGCCUAGCAUUUCUGACAGUGCUAAAGACUUGAUCCGUAAUAUGCUCAAUCGAGAUCCAAAAAAGAGAUUUACAGCUCACCAAGUUCUUUGUCAUCCAUGGAUUGUUGAUGACAGAGUGGCACCUGACAGGCCGUUAGAUUCUGCUGUCUUAUCACGCUUGAAGCAGUUCUCUGCAAUGAACAAGCUUAAGAAGAUGGCUUUACGCGUUAUAGCAGAGCAAUUGUCUGAAGAAGAGAUUGGUGGGCUUAGAGAGUUGUUCAAGAUGAUUGACACAGAUAAUAGUGGUACAAUAACAUUUGAUGAACUAAAAGAUGGCUUGAGAAGAGUGGGCUCUGAAUUGACUGAGCAUGAGAUCCAGGCUCUAAUGAAUGCUGCUGAUAUAGACAAUAGUGGUACGAUAGACUACGGUGAAUUUCUUGCUGCUACGGUGCACUUGAAUAAGUUGGAGAGGGAAGAGAACCUGGUAUCUGCUUUUGCUUACUUUGAUAAAGAUAGAAGUGGAUAUAUAACCAUUGAUGAACUCUCCGAAGCUUGCCGAGAAUUUGGACUCAAUGAUGGCCACCUGGAUGAAAUGAUCAAAGAGAUAGAUCAAAACAACGAUGGACAAAUAGAUUACAGUGAGUUCGUUGCAAUGAUGAGAAAGGGAAAUGGAGCUAUUGGAAGGAGGACGAUGACGAGUAGUUUGUGUUUGAAUUUGGGUGAUGCUCUUAGAGCUGCAGCAGAACAAUAGAACAUGAUACGGGGCAUCUCUUUGGAGUAAAACAGGUAAUAUGGGUUCUUUUGUUUCCUGUGCUUCCAGCUAGUGCGCGUUUGACAAGAGAGGCUCCUGUUGUUUAAAUCAUGAUGGAAAAAUCAGUAGGGUGCACGGUUAGCUUAGGCUAUAACUUAAGGGGCAGAAAGUUUUCUAGUUUGGUUGCGUCAACUACUUCUCUCUAAUUGCUAAAAUAAGAUCCUAAGCAGUAGGGAAUGUAUCAAGUUCACCAGAAUGUUACAUCAAAAUGCUUUUUAGCUCAGUUUUUUUAAUUAAUCUUUUGAUUUAGUCUAUUUA
Molecule: messenger RNA, 2169 nt
Organism: Dendrobium catenatum
Lineage: Eukaryota; Viridiplantae; Streptophyta; Magnoliopsida; Asparagales; Orchidaceae
Product: calcium-dependent protein kinase 24
Exons: 7
Coding region: 358-1851 (497 amino acids)
Biological process (GO): intracellular signal transduction; protein autophosphorylation; peptidyl-serine phosphorylation
Cellular component (GO): cytoplasm; nucleus
Molecular function (GO): calcium/calmodulin-dependent protein kinase activity; calcium ion binding; calcium-dependent protein serine/threonine kinase activity
Source: RefSeq, a predicted model, not a curated record